AUGUGUUGGUGGGGUUCUAAUCUCUGUAAUCAUUCAGGACGCAGAGCUGGUUCUGGUCCAGAGUCAUCUGCAACACGAUCAUCUAUUGCUCCUGCCCUACCUAGUCGUAACAGACCAACAGUUCGAGGCUCUGGAAUUACUGUUCUUGGUCAAGGAACUGGUGAAGGCCCAUAUUAUCUUGCUCCACAAGAUGGUAAUCGUGGAAGAGAUAAAACACCUCAAGGAAAAUCAUCUAAUAAUCCACCUGGUUCAUCAAACGGUCCUCGUGAAUGGACUAAUCCAACACAUUGGUCAAAUAAUACAAGCAACAAACAACAACCUUUAUCUGGAGCAACUUCAUCAUCACCAUCAUCACAACACUCAACAGGUGAUUUCAGUCCAUUCUAUCCACAACAUACCGGAGCUGGUGUUAUACCUUUCAAUAAUUAUGAUGAUCCAGGCUAUGGUCUAGACGAUAUAGAUGAUGAAAUGACGAAAACUACCGUCGAUGAAUACAUUGAAGAUGAAUUAGAUGCAUCCAGUUCAUCACCAUCUAGUGACCAAAAUAACUUACCUAAACUGCCUUCAGUAAAACCACGUGAUUUUAUGCAUAUUGAUUCUAAUAAAUACCCUACAGAUAAUCAUCAAAAUAAUCUUAACACUAACUUUUAUAGUUCUAAUCAUCAACAACAGUAUAUAUCAAACAAUUAUCGACCAUCAGUACCAACAAGACAGGAUGGAUUUAAUGUAGAUGAACAAAGAUCAACUGCAUAUCGAUUUGAUCAACGUGGAGUGUAUAUGAAUGCUGAGAUGGAAUAUGGUGAACCACCUCUUGAAGAUUAUGUUAUUGUAAAUUCAGAUGGUUCAGUUCAACGUAUAGAUCGUGAACGAUUCCGUCAACAAAAUCAAUCGACUGACCCACUUUCACAUAUGAGUAACGUUGGCCGAAUUGUUCGUAAUCCUGGAGCAUAUCUUACAAAUAAUAAUAAUAAUCUUCAACGUAGAGGUAUGACAGAUAUUGGUCCACUCCCAGAUGUAACUAUUGGUACAAAUACAACAGAUACGCGAUAUCAUCAAUUACUGAAUGAUAAUCAUCGCAACUCUUCACCCACUCUCUUAAAUACAAACGAAAUUCCACAUGGUGUAAAUAAUAAAUUAGCUGAUCAGUACUUAAAUCAGCUGCCAGUCAAUUCUCGAAAUUCUCCAACUAGUCACAAGUAUAAUACUCAACCUAUAUCAGAACCAAACAAGGGAUCAACCGAUUAUACAAAAGAUAGAUCUCAUGGAACUCAAAUUAAUGAAGGGAACUUGUCAUCUCUUCCUCAUCACAAUACUGAACCGAAAAUAUCCUAUAUGGAACCUGUGAUGAGUAAUUUAAAUUUGAGUAAAACUGGAACUACCUUACAACAAAUUACUUAUCAAACUAACAAUAGACAAUUUAUUCAUCCUUCUGGUUUACAAACUAUCGCUGUUCAAGGUGUAGAUGGUGUUUAUCCUGUUAUUGCUACAGGUAGAAAUUUUGAGAAUGAUUUAACAUCCGGUGGUUUAUGGGAAGCUGCAGAGUUUUCAGAUGAAAUUUUAAUGGAGUCCGAACAUAAUGAAGAAAUUAAGAAAAUUACAAUGGUCCUAGAAUUGUGUGAAUUAUUAGCAGAAUUAGCUGAACGUCGAGCAUCUGCACUAGCUGAUUGUACUCCAACACGUGUUGUAAAUACAGAUAAUGAUAGUAAAACAACCACUACAGAUCCUUCUGCUGCUAAUAAUGGUAUAUCACUAGUUAAGCUGGACAAUCAACAAACUAAAUGUUCGUCGAAUACUAAUAGUCUUGAUAAUAAUCAUUCUGUUGGCAGUUAUAGUAAUAAUGGUAAUAAUGAUGAACAGGAUUCAAGCAAAAAUUGUCAACAAGCAUCAUCCACUGCAUUGAAAUUCGUGUCUGAAGCUCAAAGAAUUGUUGAACAAAUUGUACUUUAUCGACGUGUUCUCUAUUACUUGGAAUAUGUUUUUGAUCAAGUUAAAAAAGCGUUUCAAAACGGUCGUCUAAAAUCUACACCCACUGCAAGAAGACGUUUAGUCGAUUGUAAUACAUUAUACCAUCGUUGUUAUAUCCGACUUAGACAAUUAGCAAGGCAAUCACGUCGUGAAGAUUUAAUUGAACCAGUUGGUAGACUUUUAGCUAAUAUUACAGCUAAUCGUUUAAUAUUUCAAUAUGCGUUGGAUCAAUGUUAUGCUGCUGAAAUGGAUGAGUAUAUUGGUGAAAUCGCAUUAUCUCUUCAACGAUAUAAGGCUGGUAUCACUUUAAUUCAUGGCCUAUGUCAACAUGCUAAAUCACAAAGGGAUAAAACAUUAUUAUCGGAUUGUAUGCGGUUAUUAAGAGAACGCUAUGCUUGUUUAUGGUCGACUGCUACCAAACCGAAUCUACAAACAAUGCAUUAUCAACCUGAUACAACAAUGCCAACCACCACCACAACAACAACAAUAACUCAAUGUUCUAAUGACAAUCCUACAAAUAUUCUUUUACCAUCGGACAGUUUACCCAAUCCUAGUUUAAAUGAUCCAUCAUCAGAAGUGAAUAAUAAAUUCACUGUAACGGUUGGUGCCUUACCCAUGACUAAUUGUGCACCGAUCACAUCACCUUUACGUUGA
Schistosoma curassoni is the source of this 2619-nucleotide messenger RNA. Lineage: Eukaryota; Metazoa; Platyhelminthes; Trematoda; Strigeidida; Schistosomatidae. The record is from the annotation of a GenBank genome assembly.